CAGUGCUCCAUCUGCCACUGGUACCCGCUCAACAAGAAACACACGUUCAAGACCAUCGUCGUGCCCGCGUCGCGCGCCUUCGUCGAGUUCCUCGGCAGCGACGGCCCCAUGGUCAUUCCGGAGACGGCCAAGGGCGCGCGCGUCGCGAGCCGGGGCCGCACGGCCGUCGACGACGACUGCGAGCUCAGCGACGACGAGUCGGCGCCGGCGCCGCGGUUCCCCGACGACGAGGCGGCCGUCGACGCGGCGAUCGCCGAGCUCGGCGGCGUCGCGUUCUGCAAGCUCAACUGGUCCGCGCCGCGCGACGCGGCCUGGCUCACGGGCGGGCGGUUGCAGUGCGAGUGCGCGGGCGACGUCUUCGCGCUGCUCGCGGCGUCGGAGUUCGCGCGCCACGACGUC
Molecule: messenger RNA, 399 nt
Organism: Aureococcus anophagefferens
Lineage: Eukaryota; Pelagophyceae; Pelagomonadales; Pelagomonadaceae
Exons: 1
Cellular component (GO): cytoplasm
Source: RefSeq, a predicted model, not a curated record